Messenger RNA from Neolamprologus brichardi, 5445 nucleotides. It is a transcript of the gene malrd1, whose product is annotated as MAM and LDL receptor class A domain containing 1. Lineage: Eukaryota; Metazoa; Chordata; Actinopteri; Cichliformes; Cichlidae. Gene Ontology annotation, molecular function: protein binding. Gene Ontology annotation, cellular component: membrane. The record is from RefSeq and is a predicted model, not a curated record.
AUGGCGUCACCGCUUGGCUUGGUGUGGCUGGUGUUAGCCUUCACUUUGGUAUUCAAGCCAGUGGCUGCCAACACCUGUUCGAACCAGGAUUUUUCCUGCUCUCACGGAUUAUGCGUGUCUGAGGACUGUGUGUGUGACUUCACUGACGACUGUGGAGACAGCAGCGAUGAAAACAAUUGUUCAAUGUAUGAGAGGUGUGACUUUGAGGAGGGUUUCUGUGACCUGAUCCAAAGCACAGAAAUGAGGGCUCAGUGGUCCAGAACAACUGAGGUCGCUGGACUCAAACAUGUCCACACAAACAACAAAUCAGCACAUUUUCUGUCCCUGUUACCCGUCAGAGGAAACAAAACCACAGCAGACCUGAAAAGUCCAGUCUUCCCACCCAGCCACACCUGCCAGAUGAGUUUCUAUUAUUAUUUUGGAGCAACUCACGGAGAUCUUCAGGUCCUGGUUCAAACUCAUCCAGCAGGUCGGAGCACAGCAGUGUGGAAACCCUCAACUCAACUACAGAAGGAUACGUGGCUGCGGGAAAUCCUUCGCUUUUCCAGGAAUGACAGUUUUCAGGUGGUGAUUCGAGGAGAACUUUCAGCUGACAGCGAGGCCUCUGAGGUCCUGGCCAUCGAUGACUUAUCCUUCAGCCCCGGCUGCGGGGCUGUGUCUGGGAGGAGGGUGUCCUCUCCUCCUGCCUGCCCUCCCUUGUGGUUCGUGUGCGAUGAUGGGGAGUGUAUCGAGGAGAGCAAAGUGUGUGACUUCACCCCGCAUUGUUCCUCUGGAGAGGAUGAAGCCAGCUGCCCCUCUGAGUGUGACUUUAAGAGUGAUUCUUGUGGCUGGUACGAGCUUACCCUCGGCGAUGGCUUUGACUGGGUCAGGGGCUCAUCGAUGGAGGUACCUCCAGACUACUAUGGUCGCCCACCACCACUGGACCACUCCACGAACAGCACUGAAGGUCACUUCAUGUUUAUAUUCAAGAACAGCAGCAGUCUGUAUCCAAAUGCUGCUCUCCGAGGACCGCGGUUCCAGCAAUCGGCUGCUGCCUGCACCAUGACCUUCUGGCAUUAUAAUUCAGGGAUAUCUGUGGGAGCUGCUGACAUGUCACUUAGAAUCAAAGGAGUUGAAAACCACACUGUCAUAUGGAGAACAUUGUACGACCAAGGACCCCACUGGAACCAGGUCACUGUACAGCUGGGACGCAUCACCCAGCCUUUCCAGAUCUCCCUGGCUAAAAUCAGCCUCGGUGUGUUCGAUGGAGUCGCCGCUCUAGACGAUAUCGCUUUCAAGAACUGCUCUCUGCCUCCGGCGGUGGAUGAGUGUCCGCCCCACACACAUUUCCACUGCGUGCACACCAAGGCAUGUGUGGAGCAUCUGCAGCUCUGUGACCUUGUGGACGACUGUGGGGAUGGAUCAGAUGAGGCAGGAUGUUCUCCAGAGCUGCAGUGUGACUUUGAACAUGGGCUGUGUAACUGGAAACAGGAACAGACUGGAGAAGAUGUUUUUGACUGGACCAUCUACCAAGGCUCGACUCCAUCCUUUAACACAGGCCCUUCGAAGGACCACACUUUGGGCACCGUCUAUGGCCACUACCUCUACAUUGAGGCAUCUGCCCCUCGGGAGUUCAAAGACACGGCGGUGUUGCUCAGUCCAGUCUUCAAACCCACCCACCACGAUGGCAAGCCGUACAACCACUGUGCUUUCCGCUUCUAUUACCACAUGUUUGGAAAAUAUGUGUUCUACCUGGCGGUGUACUUGAGGACCACUGCUACAGGCCGUGGCCAGAUGCUGUGGGUGAAAUAUGGACAUCAAGGAGACCUCUGGCACAGGAAGACUCUUUACCUCAGCAGUGCUCAGCCUUUCCAGAUUUUGAUUCAAGGUACAGUUGGAGAUGAUCUUACUGGAGACAUUGCUAUUGAUGACCUUUCCUUCCUCAACUGUGAGCCUUAUGAAGGAGAGCUCCCCACACUGAAUAAUACAACUCCAGCAGUGACGACUCCAGCCCCCACAGUUGAACCCAAUAUGUGCCAUUAUGGAGAGUUUCCUUGUGGGACAUAUGGGGAGUGCAUUCCCUUCAGUAAAGUGUGCGACUUUAGAUAUGAUUGCUCUGAUGGAUCAGACGAAAUAAGUUGUGUGAAGGAAAGCUGUGAUUUUGAAGGAGGUGACACUUGUGGGUGGAAGAUUGUCAAACCCUCUUUCAUACUAAAUCACUCGUUUCGCUGGUCAUGUGACCAAGGAGAGAGUAAUCAUUUUGGAGAGGAGUACCACCGUCCUACUAAUGACCACACCCUCAACAGCUCCAAGGGGUGGUAUAUGUAUGCAGACAGUUCAAACGGUGGAUACGGUCAGACCACUGACCUCCAGACUCCUGUCAUCUCCUCCACUGGGCCGCAGUGCACCCUGGUCUUCUGGUACCACAUGAGGGGCUUCACUGUGGGAACACUGAAGGUGCUGCUGAAGCAAACAAACAGCACUCAUGAGGUUUGGACUGAGACUGGUAACCAAGGCAACAAAUGGAGACGAGGAGAAGUGUUUUUGGGGUUAUUGAGUAAUGUCCAGGUGGUAUUCUCUGCUAAACGAGGGAUCAGCUACAUGGGUGACUUGGUAAUAGAUGACGUCAGCUUCAUGGAUUGCUCCCCUCCUCUUCCUUCAGACCAGCCUUGCACACCUGAGCAGUACACCUGUGCAAAUGGCCACUGCAUCCCUCAGGACAACCUGUGUGACUUCAUCAACCACUGCAGGGACAGCUCAGACGAGAACCCCUACAUCUGCCAGGGUUUUAUUGAACGCUGCAGUUUUGAGUUUGACCUCUGUUCCUGGCGCCAGUGCCAAGAGGAUGACUUUGAUUGGAGGAUCAGCAGCAGUCCAACCAUUGGAACUAGGCCAUCAACUGACCACACCCUGAGAAACUCCUCGGGACACUACCUCUACUUGGAAAGUUCAUUUCCUCAGGAAGAUGGCAGCACCGCUCGUAUAAUAGGACCCCUACUGAGUCGCAGGAGCUCACAGUGCAAGAUGCGUUUCUACUUCCACAUGUCUGGAGAUGGCAUUGGGACUCUCAGUGUGUUCAGCAAAAGUGAAGGCCAUCUCCAUCUCCUCCUGACCCUGACGGGAGAUCAGGGCAACUACUGGCAGAUGAAGGAGAUCCCGCUGAGCAGCUCCAGGGACUUCCAGGUCAUGUUCGAGGGCAAGGUAGGCCGAAAUCCAAAGGUUGGCAUCUGCCUGGAUGACAUUACCUUCUCUCCAGGAUGCCUUCUCGCUUCCUCAGCUACAUCGCCCGAUAACACUCCUUCACCUCCUCCAGGGUCCUGUCCUUCGGGCUUCCUGCCUUGUGAAAAUGGCAGGUGUUUCACUCCAUGGCAGAGCUGUGACUUCACAGAUGACUGUGGCGAUGGAACGGAUGAGAAGCAUUGUGGGACUUCGUGCACCUUUGAGAACGGACGCUGUGGGUGGAAGAGCUCCCUUGCUGAUAAUUUUCACUGGGUGCUGGGCACUGGGUCUGUCCAAAGCAUACGGCCUCCGUAUGAUCACACGCUGACGAAUGAGAAUGGGCAUUUUGUCUAUUUGGAAGCAACACCAGUGGGACUGAAAGGCGAUAAAGCUCAUAUUAGAAGCUCUGUGUGGAAAGAGUCUAGCGCCAUCUGCAAGCUCUCCUUCUGGUACUACAUUUCCCACAAGGCCUCGGGAAGCAUCCGGCUUCUGAUCAAGAUGGAGAAUGAUUUAAAGGAGGUGUGGAAUCAAACGGGACAUCAGGGCAAUAAGUGGAAUCGAGCAGAGAUCUCCCUGAGGAAGCUCAGGAACUUUGAAGUCAUAUUUGAGGUGGUGCGCCUAAAGGACGUGAGCGGUGGAGCGGCCUUAGAUGACCUGGAGUACAUAGACUGUGCCCCAACCACUGUGGAGGCCGUUGGUUGUCCUGCGCCCACAGAUUUUGUGUGUCGCAGCGGCCACUGCAUUGAGUCCCACCUGGUGUGCGACGGCAAGGCCGACUGUGCUGAUGAAUUGGACGAAGCUGACUGCGACAAAAUAAUUAGCUCGCCAGGUGCUUGUAGCUUCAACAUGGAGGCAGACCAGUGGAAAGAGAGAUGCCAACUUUCUCAAGACCCUGAUGAUGACUUUGAUUGGACGAUUGGUUCCAGUACUGAGACACCAGGGGCUGGACCUAUCACCGACCACAGCCAAGGUGGUGGAGGGAACUUCCUGUAUAUAAACUCAGCCAUUCAGCGCGAGGGCGAUGUUGCCAAGGUGACAACCAGGAGUCCAUUUCCUGCCAGCAUCGGCCUGUGUCACCUGCGCUUCUGGUUCUUCAUGCAUGGUUCUGAUAGGAUGGGAACAUUGAAGGUCUUUACUGUUGGGCCCAGCGGUACCCGUCUGUUGAUGUGGGCAGCCACUGGAAACCACGGCAGACAGUGGACAUACGCUAAUGUCAUCGUGUCCAGCACGGUACCCUUCAGAGUGACCUUUGAGGCCCAGGUGGGUGGAGACAUGUGGACAGACAUCGCCCUGGAUGACAUUUCCUACACUGCAGAGUGUAUAGUUGGAGAACCUGCGACUCCUCAGCCACUGACUUGUGGUGUGAACCAGUUUCAGUGUGCAUACUCCUUCCAGUGUAUCCCAGAGAGCUGGUUGUGUGACACGGAGCCCGACUGUGCUGAUAAGUCUGAUGAAGAGCAUUGUCCCACUGUUGUACCCGGAACUCUUCCUCCUCAGGUCCUUUGUCCUCUUGGUUAUUUUCAGUGUUCAGAUCAUAACUGCCUCCCGUCCAUAAUGCGCUGCGAUGGAGUCGUUGACUGUCCCACAGGAGAGGAUGAAUACAGCUGCCCUUUGCUCCAGUGUAAGCUGGGAGAACUGGUGUGUGAAAGUUCGCCUAGCUGUAUCCCAUUUCAGAGGCGUUGUGACCAUUUUGUCGACUGCCUGCCAUUCCACUCAGAUGAAUCCAGCUGCCAUGAAUGUCCUCCGAUGUAUUGCAUGUAUCACGGCUCAUGCCAUGUGAUGACACAGGGGCCUGUUUGCAUCUGUCAGCCGGGAUGGACAGGAAACCGUUGCCAUGUCAGAGAGAAACCAUCCCUCUCCACGACUUCGCCGAAACCAGAAGACACGCAGCUGGUUCCUGUGUACGUUGGCAUCGGCAUCGGGCUGCUGCUGCUCGUACUCGGAGUCGCCGUGUGUGUUCUGGCUCUGCGCAAGAGAAAGUGCCACUUAAUAAAGCCCAACCUGACGGACUACGGGGUGAUGGAUAACCCAAAUUUUGACUGGAAAGCAGAGGAUGAAAGAGCGGGCGGCUGUCCCAGUGUGAACCCCAGGAGGAGUGAUGGUCACGGGCUUUCCAUCAGUGUCUACCCCUGGAGGAAGGAGGUAGAGGGUCUGAACUGGAAAGAUGCCAAGCUGUCCUUCUCCAACCCCAUGUACCCUUACCCCCCUAAUCAUAAUGAGGCUGACAGCAAAACCUUUGAUGCAUAA